GGUCUAUUAGGUGCUACUCUUAAAUAGCACCCGGAGGUGUUAUUCAAUAACUAGAUUUUAGGAAAAGAAGAUUAAUUAAGGGACGAGCACUGAUCUGUUCAAUGAAUCUGCAAAUGAACUACAAUAUUUGAUAAACAACUGACUACGAAAUGUUUGAAGGUUUAGAUUUGUAAUGAGCGCGGAAGUUAUGUUCGAGAAUUGAUACCAAAAUUCGCAAAAAAAAUAUAUGUGCGUUUGCAUAUGGGGUGGGAAGCAUAUAAACAAAUUUAGUAAGUUCGUUUAUAACCGCGUUUGAUUUAUUCACCGUUAACUAAUAUUUUGUGUUUCUUUGAAUUUUAUUACUUACAGAAGAAAAAAAUCAAUGGCUUCUUCCAGGCAUUUUCCAUGUUUUCAACGUUAUAAGCGUGUUCAUUCUAACAUGUCUUUACAUCCUCAAAGAGAUGGAAUCGCCUUUUUGGGAAAUCGUCUUCACCAAUGACUUGAACCGCAUCAAGAACUUCUUAAGAUCCAAAAUAAAGUCUAUAUAUGAAGAAAUACGUCGACCAGCAAAAUCGUUUUAUGUAAAGGAACCACCUCGGCUAAGGAUCCCCGAGCCCCUCUUCCGAGCAGCAGUUACCUUUUCGGCCAGAAAGAUGAUGACGACCUGGACGAAAAGAACCGAAGCUUUGUUCGAAGCAGCGGAAUGGGGCAUGUACACUGACGAAGGCGGAGUCCACGAGGCCAUGGCCACCUUCGGCCUCCCAGCCACCGUGAAGGACUGCCACGGCUGGUCCGUCCUGCAUUACGCCGCCAGCAUGAGGUUCGCUGACGACAGUCCCGUGUGGGAGCUGAGAGACAUAAAGAAAUACGUGGAGCAGCACAGGCCAUUCCCGAACGCAGUCGAUCACUUGGGCCAAACCGCUCUUCACGUUCUCGCCCAACAUCCUCGAGGGAGUUUAGAGGCAUUUCUGGGCAGAAAGAGACGAAUGCACAACGUUGCAGGGGCAUGGGUAGCCAUCGCCUGCCUCCUGAUCAAGUACGGGUGUGAUCCAAGCAUUCGGGACAAGCGAGGGAGGCGAGCUGAAGACAGAGCGCGGGAAUACAACAACGUAGAGCUUGCACAGUUGCUGGAACAG
Molecule: messenger RNA, 1115 nt
Organism: Penaeus monodon (black tiger shrimp)
Lineage: Eukaryota; Metazoa; Arthropoda; Malacostraca; Decapoda; Penaeidae
Biological process (GO): protein localization to ciliary inversin compartment
Cellular component (GO): ciliary inversin compartment
Source: RefSeq, a predicted model, not a curated record